Molecule: messenger RNA, 2597 nt
Organism: Corvus hawaiiensis (hawaiian crow)
Lineage: Eukaryota; Metazoa; Chordata; Aves; Passeriformes; Corvidae
Gene: GPR135
Product: G protein-coupled receptor 135
Exons: 1
Coding region: 1-1281 (426 amino acids)
Biological process (GO): G protein-coupled receptor signaling pathway
Cellular component (GO): membrane
Molecular function (GO): G protein-coupled receptor activity
Source: RefSeq, a predicted model, not a curated record
AUGGAGCCGGCGGCGGCCGUGCCGGGCAACCUCUCCCGCGGCGGCGGCGGCGGCGGCAACGAGAGCGGCGGGGCGGCGGCGGCGGGAGCGGCGGGAGCGGCGGGGUGGUCGGCGGCGGCGCUGGCCUCGCAAGCAGCCGCGCUGCUGCUCAUCUUCGCCCUCUCGGCGCUGGGCAACGGGGCGGUGGUGCUGGUGAUCGCCCGGCACCGGCAGCUCCGCACGGUCACCAACGCCUUCGUGCUGUCGCUGUCGCUGUCGGAGCUGCUGGGCGCCCUGCUCUGCCUGCCGCUGGCCUUCCUCAGCCUGCUCAGCCGCCCGCCCGGCGCUUGGCUCUUCGGGCAGCGCCUGUGCCUGGCCAGCGCCGCCCUCCACGCCGGGCUGGGCAUCGCCGCCACGCUCACCAUGGCCCUGCUCUCCUUCGACCGCUACUGUGCCAUCGUCCGCCAGCCCCGGCACAAGAUGGGCCGGCGCCGCGCCGCGCAGCUGCUGGCCGCAGUCUGGCUGGCCGCCCUGGCGCUGGCCGGACCCUGGUACGGGCUGGCGGGCGAGGGGCGCCGCGAAGCCCGUCCCGGCGCCUACCGCUGCGUCUACGUGCUGCCCUGGGGCUCCUCGCGGCUCGGGCCGCCCUACGGCGCUGCCCUCAUCGUGCUCUGCUACCUCCUGCCCUUCGCCGUCAUGUGCUUCUGCCACUUCAACAUCUGCCGGGCGGUGCGGCUGGCCGAGAGCCGCGUGCGGCCGCUCACCACCUACGGGCACCUGCUGCGCGCCUACGGGGAGAUGCGCACGGCCACCACCGUCCUCAUCAUGAUCGUCUCCAUCAUCUGCUGCUGGGGGCCCUACUGCAUCCUGGGGCUGGCCGCUGCCGCCGGCCGCCUGCCCUUCUCGCCCACCAUGGACGCCGUGGCCAGCGGGAUGGCCUGGGCCAACGGCGCCAUCAACCCCCUCAUCUACGCCGCCCGCAACCCCAACAUCUCGGUGCUGCUGCGGCGCAGCCGCGAGGGUGGCUACAAGACUAGGAACAACAUGGUCGCCUACCUGUCGGUGCCGGGCCGCCAGCCAGAGCCCCGGAGCCGGGCUGAGCGUGUCCGGGAACGCUACAUCAAUCGGCACAGCGGCCCCCCGGGCAGCGCCCUGUCCUCCUCCAGCCCGGCCAGCGGGGGAGAGGUGGCCAUGUGGGCCUGCAAGACUCCCGCUGUGCUCUUCUGCCGGGAUGGGCAGCCGGACACGAUCUCUGAGGCCACCUUGAAGGCCAAAGCAGGCACCGUCGACACCAGCCUCUGAAGGGAUGGGGGCCGUGGAGGCGUUUGGCUGUGGGGCUGUCUCCCCGAAGAAAGUCCUGGUGCUGGGAGCCCUUUGCAGCCAGACUACCAGGAAACUGGAGAGAUGGGACUGUGUUUCUUGUCCACUGUGUGAGCUCUGGUUUGCUGACCCAGUCUGCGACCAGCAAGAGAUCCACAGGGAAGGGAAAUUCCCCUUCCUUUUCUGCAGGCCUGAUGCACCAGUGACAGCCACCAAGCCCAGCCAAUGCAAGAGCUCAACUGCAAGAACAGGACAGUGUUUGCUCCAGUCCUGCAGAAAGUGCCGCAGUGAAGCUCAGAGGCCGACACACCAAAGCAGCCCAAAAUUGACUGACUCUGUGAGCUGUUUGUUAAGUGCCAAAAAAGCAAUUGAAAGCUGAGCAGUGGCAGCUGGAAGCCACUCUGAAAACACCACACUGUGAAAACUGCAUCAUGGCAGGAAAAUGUUGCUUUUACCCGUUAUAUGUGGAAGUGCCAACAGUCAUAAAGUCACAGGCUCUAGGACAGGCUGAAAAAGUGAUCUAUUUAUAUUAUUUUUUUGAUUUAAACCUCUGAAGCAUAACAAAAAAGUAAUUGUGAAAGGGAAGAUGUACGAUACUGGGAGGGAAGGAAAGGAAGGUGAUACCUCAGUUGUCAGAAUUUCAGCAGCCUUUUCUCUUUUUUUGCAGGUACAGUCAACUUAAAAUACUAUGAAUACGAGAAACAUGAGUUCCUCAGACAGACUGAGGUAAAGGGUGUGGGCGUAAACUGUGCUGUGCACAAGAUGUGUGUUUUCUUUUUGAGCUCAUCCGAAGUGUCUCACAUCUCCAAGGGUUUUACCAUAAUUAGAGGAGCUGUGUGAGAGAAGUGUCUGAAAGGAGAGGUAAAGCAAUACCAUGUGCUCCCUGGGCGCUCUGCAGUAUGUGAAAAUGUGUAUAUGCACAGAACAAAUAUUGUUGUAUUGAUGGCAACAAUCCAUCCAUGGAGUACAAUAUUUAAAAAACAGCUCUGUUUGCUGUUAAAAAAAAAAGGAAAAAAACACCAUGCAAGUGUGAUUGCGCAGCAUAAAUUCGUGUGAAUUUAUCAGUGCAAUCUUUUUGUUCAAGGGCCCAAAGCCUUAAAUUAGUAUUUUGAAUCAGAAAUUAAGAUUUGGCCUUCAUUUGUCUUUGCCAGAGUUAAGUGUGAGACAGCGUUUUUCCUUGUACAGGCUUUAAAAAUACGUUUCAGUUUUACCAGAUUUUUCAGCUGUUUGUGAUGCAAAUGAACAUAGUAUCAUUAUUUUGUAAGUGAGACAAGAAAUAAAUUGUCUUUUAUGCAGGA